Molecule: messenger RNA, 1955 nt
Organism: Cavia porcellus (domestic guinea pig)
Lineage: Eukaryota; Metazoa; Chordata; Mammalia; Rodentia; Caviidae
Gene: Pde9a
Product: phosphodiesterase 9A
Exons: 19
Coding region: 84-1688 (534 amino acids)
Biological process (GO): signal transduction; cGMP catabolic process
Molecular function (GO): 3',5'-cyclic-GMP phosphodiesterase activity
Source: RefSeq, a predicted model, not a curated record
GUCCCGCCCCCCGUCCGCCCCGCCCGCUCAGCGGAAAGUAAGGUGAAAAGUCCGAGCUAGCGCGGCGGCGGCUGCGGCGCAGGAUGGGGUCCGGCUCGUCCAGCUACCGGCCCAAGGCCAUCUACCUGGACAUCGAUGGACGCAUCCAGAAGGUGGUUUUCAGCAAGUACUGCAACUCCAGCGACAUCAUGGACCUCUUCUGCAUCGCCACCGGGCUGCCGCGGAACACGACCAUCUCCCUCCUGACCACGGACGACGCCAUGGUCUCCAUUGACCCCACCAUGCCGGCGAAUUCUGAGCGCACGCCCUACAAAGUGAGACCGGUGGCCGUCAAGCACCUGUCCGAGAGAGAAGAAUUAAUCCAAGGUGUCCUGGCGCAGGUGGCAGACCAGUUCUCCAGAGCGUUUAAAAUCAACGAGCUGAAAGCAGACGUCGCCAGCCACCUGGCGGUGCUGGAGAAGCGCGUGGAGCUGGAAGGACUAAAAGUCGUGGAGAUCGAGAAAUGCAAGAGUGACAUUAAAAAGAUGAGGGAGGAGCUGGCGGCCAGAAGUAACAGGACCAACUGUCCCUGCAAGUACAGCUUUCUGGAUAACAAGAAGCUGACUCCUCGACGUGAUGUUCCGACCUACCCGAAGUACCUGCUGUCUCCAGAGACCAUUGAAGCCCUCCGGAAACCCACCUUCGAUGUCUGGCUGUGGGAGCCCAACGAGAUGCUGAGCUGCCUGGAGCACAUGUACCAUGACUUGGGCCUGGUCAGCGACUUCGGCAUCAACCCUGUCACACUCCGGCGCUGGCUGCUCUGCGUGCACGACAACUACCGCAACAACCCCUUCCACAACUUCCGGCACUGCUUCUGUGUGACCCAGAUGAUGUACAGCAUGGUCUGGCUCUGUAACCUGCAGGAGAAGUUUUCCCAGAUGGACAUCUUGGUCCUGAUGACGGCAGCCAUCUGCCAUGACCUGGAUCACCCGGGAUACAACAACACGUACCAGAUCAAUGCCCGCACGGAGCUGGCUGUGCGCUACAACGACAUCUCGCCUCUGGAGAACCACCACUGCGCAGUGGCCUUCCAGAUCCUGGCGCGGCCCGAGUGCAACAUCUUUGCCAACGUGCCAACGGAGGGCUUCAGACAGAUCCGGCAGGGGAUGAUCACGUUAAUCCUGGCAACGGACAUGGCCAGGCACGAGGAGAUCAUGGACUCGUUCAAGGAGAAGAUGGAGAACUUUGAUUACAGCAAUGAUGAACACCUGACCCUGCUGAAGAUGAUCCUCAUAAAGUGCUGUGACAUCUCCAACGAGGUGCGGCCCGUGGACGUGGCGGAGCCCUGGGUGGACUGUCUGCUAGAAGAGUACUUCAUGCAGAGUGACCGUGAGAAGUCAGAAGGCCUUCCCGUGGCCCCAUUCAUGGACCGAGACAAAGUGACCAAAGCUACAGCCCAAAUUGGGUUCAUCAAGUUUGUCCUGAUCCCGAUGUUCGAAACAGUGACCAAGCUCUUCCCCGUGGUCGAGGAGCUCAUGCUGCAGCCCCUGAGAGAAUCCCGGGACCACUACGAGGAGCUGAAGCAGAUGGAUGAUGCCAUGAAAGAGUUACAGAAGCAGACGGAGAGCUUGAGCUCUGGGGUCAGCGAGAAGUCCAGACAAAAGAGCGGGGACGACAGGAAGACUGAAGGCAACUCAUCUCCAAACUGAGGGCUUGGCACACAUGCAGACCGAGCCAGAAGCAGCCGGGAGCAGCAGCAGGACAGUGGCCGUGGCCGUGGCCAAUGUGGAUGGGCUGGCAGAGCCUUGUGGGACCCUCAGUGCCAGGAGAAUCGCUCCGGGUACCUGACGCCAAUGGACCAUGUUUUCUAAGGACUGCCCAUUCACUGAUAUGGGGGGAAAAAAGGGGAAUCCAUGAUGCUGUACAGAAUUUUUAUUUUUAAACUGUCUUUUAAAUAAUAUAUUCUUAUACAGAAA